Messenger RNA from Rhododendron vialii, 1786 nucleotides. RefSeq names its product cis-prenyltransferase 4, chloroplastic-like. Bases 43 to 1029 code for a protein of 328 amino acids. The transcript is spliced from 3 exons. Lineage: Eukaryota; Viridiplantae; Streptophyta; Magnoliopsida; Ericales; Ericaceae. The record is from RefSeq and is a predicted model, not a curated record. Gene Ontology annotation, cellular component: chloroplast stroma. Gene Ontology annotation, biological process: plastid membrane organization; polyprenol biosynthetic process; response to cold.
UUUCUAUCGUACAUAAGAUAGUCAAACUCUCUCCCGCGUCAAAUGCAUCCCCUGCUCUCCUUCUUACAACCACCAUACCAAAACCCUAGCACUAAUCUACUCUACUCUACUAUGCUCUCCCUAACCUACUUCCCUCUCUCUCCUCCCCUCAUCACCAGUCCCACUCUCUCUCCUCUCCCACCCCUCCUCCUCCGCCUCCACCACCGCACCGUCUCCCGCCUCCUCUGCUCCGCCGCCCAGAAUGUUGCAAUAGACGAUUUCGUCGGGGGAAGAGUGGAGGAAGACGACGUCGUCAGCCUGCCGGCGGGGCUGAGGUGGGAGGCGAUGCCGGAACACGUGGCGGUGAUCAUGGACGGGAACAGGAGGUGGGCCCGGACGAGGGGGUUGCCGGUUGUGGCGGGUUACGAAGCGGGGUUGAGGGCGCUGAAGGGGAUGGUGGAGCUGUGUUGCAGGUGGGGGAUUAGGGUUCUUACCGUCUUCGCUUUCUCUUCUGAUAACUGGCUUCGACCCAAGGUAGAAGUAGGGUUCUUGAUGAGGUUACUUGAAAGAGGAAUGAAGGAUGAAGUAAACAAUUUCAUGAGGGAUAAUAUUCGGUUUUCUUGUAUCGGGGAUACAUCGAAGCUCCCAGAUUCAGUGAAGGAACUGAUAACCUAUGCUGAGGAGAGGACAAAGCAUAAUUCAGGACUCCAAUUGAUUGUAGCAGUUAGCUACAGUGGCAAAUAUGACAUUGUGCAAGCAUGUCAAAGCAUUGCUUUGAAAGUUAAAGAUGGUGUUAUUGAACCUGAAGACAUUAAUGAGUUUCUAAUAGAGCAGGAAUUGCAAACAAACUGUGCAGAGAUGCCAAACCCUGAUCUACUUAUACGAACUAGUGGCGAGCUUAGAGUUAGCAACUUUUUGCUGUGGCAGUUGGCAUAUACUGAGUUGUACUUCACCCAAUCGCAUUGGCCUGAUUUUGGAGAAACCGAAUUUGUAAUGGCUUUACGAUCCUUUCAGCAAAGGCAGAGACGAUAUGGUGAGCGAGAUUCUUGAAUUACAAUACCUACCAUACCAACCUUUCUUGUUAUUGUGGAAGUAGAGUACAGAGAUUGACAAAACUGUGGGUGCAUUUGGAAUCGAACUGAAGGAGCAUUAGCUUUUGGUUGCUCUGGAAUCAGUAAUUUUUUGGAAAGAGAUAAACAGUUCGGUGUCCAAAUGAGAUGUCACAGCUAAAGCAGUCUAUCAUGCAAUUCCUGAUUCCUUAUGAAUGAAGGAUGUCUUCUGGGAAUAAGAUAAUAUUGCGCUUGAAAUACCUGGGGUCUGGAAAUUAACUACUACUCAGCAUCAGGGUUGAUGCACAGAUUGAAGAUUGCUUCAGAAUGACUCGUGAGGAUAUCGUGCGGAAAUUCACAUGUCCAUCAACCAAGAAUAGCUAUUGGAAGGAGUCUAUCAGAAAUCAGAAAAGUUGUUAUCCGGGAAAAAUCUAGUCCCGAAGGCACUCUAUACGGUUACAGAUUCAUAAUUUUGUUUUUUUCAACACGAAAAGCCUCCGUGUACUUUUUCCGAACAUGUUCGAAGAUACAACAAAGGGUUGGUCCUAGUUUACUCUACAAACUGAUAUCGAGGUACAAAUGUCGGUCCAUUCUAUUUUUUCAUCUUCUUCUUCUUGUUAUCCUGUGCCUCACUUAAUCUUGUACAUAAUACUUGCUCAUCAGAAAUAUGGAGGUGUUCGAGAGCGAUUAUUUUUGAGAUUGUUUGUAGAUUAUAACAAUUCCAGAAAUGCAGUGAAUUUGCUUCUCUCUUUUGUUUU